UAUCACCGUAACAAUCUUCAUUAUCGUCAUCAUUAUCAUCAACCACCAUUUCCAUACGACCAUCAUCUAAAGGUACCAAUCAGUAACAGUAUCUGUAUCUUCACCAUCCAUAACCUUAGUGAUAAACCAGAGACCACAUCACCACCAUACAUCGUCACCAUCAUCAUCACCUCAUCGGGACAUCGUGUGCCAUUACUGUCGUCAUCAUCGCCAUGGAUUCUAUCUUACCUGCAUGGGGAAGAAUCGAAACCCUAAAAGCUUGCUUUGUUUUGUUUUCAUCUUCUCUCCUUCGAGUGGGAGCAAACGGAGCUGCACCGCCAUGAUUUCUUUCAUUCUCCUACAGUGAGCACUGACUGAUUCCACAGCCUCCAGGAUCAACUUCCCUUCAUGGAAAGGUUAGACGGUUUGGAUUUUGACUCUGUAAAGGGCGCAAGGAAGCCCAGAACAUUUGUGUCUAGAAAACCUCGAACUGCAUCAUCCCAGAUGUUUCUUAAUGAUUGUGGUCAUGAUCCAUUAUUAUCUCCACUAUCAUCUUCUCCUUUUGACAAUGGGCCUGCUACUCAUAAUGGAAGCAGCUCAGAGAAUUUGAGCCUGUUCGCAAGUGAUGAUAAUGGUUGUGAUCAAGGCGCAGUAAAACAGAAGAAUAGGAAGGAAGAGGGUUCUUUGUCAAACAAUUUCCAUCAUGAGAGAUCAGGAAAUCUGGGGAAUAUCAAGCAUGGAAAGUGCUGGGGUGACAACUCGGUUCUUGAUCUAGAUAAUACAAGGAAUGUGGAUGACGCUGAUGUAGCUGGGGAGUAUGAUAGGACUAAACUUGGCAGGAACCAUAACAGAGAUGGCAAAGGUUUGGGUGAUCUGAAAGCAAGGAAAGAAAAUGUAAUCGUAGAGGAUAAGAAAUCAGGAAGGUUUAGUGCUUCAUCAAAGGGGGAUCCUGAAAUGAAUGUACUUGAGAAUCCAAGGGUGCGAGUUUCAAAAGGGUUGUAUGUUAAAGAUCAAGUUAAACCUGGUUCUAAUGCUAGGUGCAGUGAAGGGGUUCUUGCACCAGCUAGAAAAAGUGCCUCUGAUUGGGGAAAUCAAUCAGACUCGCAUUCAUUUAAGGGAAGCUUGGAUAAGCCUGGUAAGAGAGCCAAAAGAUCUAGUGGGGAAUAUGACCUUUCUGAAGGUGAUUCAAAACUGGUAGAUCGAGCAGGUGAUCCUUCAUCUCAGGAAAACAGACCAACAAAAGUAAAGCUUAAGGUAGGAGGUGUAACACACACUCUACAUGCAAAUCAUAAUGGAAAUUCUGACACCAGAAAGCUUCAUGUUACUUUAAAAUCUUCUGAUAUUAGACAGCUAGAGAAAGUAACUUCCAAGGAGAACAGUGAUGAUUGUCUUCAAAGAAUGGAAAAGUAUGUAUCUAUUGUAUCCAAUUCCAGAAUGGAUGGGAGUCAUACCUCAGAGGGUUCAAGAAGGAGCUCAGAAGAAACUGCAUUUACAAAGAAAACAGAUAAUGAUAUUGCCAAUUCUUCUGCUUCUCAGGCAGUUCGAAAGAGUUCAAGAGUUCGAAAGAGGCGUGUGCUUGAUGGGGAACAUAGUGAUGAUGGUAAUGAAGAUAAGGCUUUAUAUCAGAGCAGUAAGGCUUCUAAAGGAAAGGUUUCUGAUGGUCCAUAUGGUGAAGAUUUUGAGGAAGAAGCUCCAAAACGCAGAAGUUCACGUGUUCCUAAAAGGAAAGUAGCAGAACCAGAAUAUCAUGAUGAAGAUGAGAAUUAUUAUACCAAUCGAUUUAGCAAGAAUAGUAAAAAGAAAAGGGUGGUGGGCAGGGUACUCCAUGACAGUGAAGAAAGUGCUGCAUCAAGUAGUGAAGAUAUUAGUGAUUCAGACCUUGAGUCAGAUGUGAAAAAGAAAAAGAGCAUAAAGCGAGAAUUGGUUGGGUCUUUUGUUGAUGAGAAGAAAGAAACUUCCCUCACGGCAAGGCAACGGGCACUUCAAUCUGUCAAAGAGGCUGAACCCAAAGCUUCUUCAAAGUUCAUUGACUUUCCUGAUGGAUUGUUGGAAGCUGGGCAAAGAAAGCAAAAAGAGAAAAUUUCAGAUUUGGAUCAACAGCUGAAAAAAGCCGAGGCUGCUCAACGUCGUAGAAUGCAAGUGGAGAAAGCUGCAAAGGAAAUCCAGGCUGAAGCAAUAAGAAAGAUCUUGGGCCAUAAUUCAAAUAGAGAAUCACGAAGGGAUAAAUUACGUCAAAAGCAGACUGAAAUAGCAAAGGAGAAAUCUUCUUCUGUGGGUCUUGGGUCCAAUACCAUCAGGUGGGUCAUUGGACCAACUGGCACCACUGUCUCAUUCUCUGAAGAUGCAGGGCUUCCUAGCAUAUUCAGUUCAACUAUUUCCAGGUAUCCUCCACCUCGAGAAAGAUGUGCAGGGCCUUCUUGCACUAAUACGUACAAAUACAGAGAUUCCAAGUCUAACCUUCCUCUUUGCAGUCUUCAGUGCUACCGAGCAGUUAACGAUAGAAUUCAACCAGUCACAACCUGCUAGUGUCUUGAACCCCUAUUGUUUUCGGUUUUUGUGAGCAACCAAACACAUAUUUGUGACUGCAGAAAGGGUGAACUCUUCAACUCUUUCGUUAUGUUUCCUGUGCUUUACUGCAUCAAAACAAAAAAGCUGGAUUUUGUUAUCAACCGAGUUUCCUUGGUCCUUAAUGUGUGAUUUUCAAUCAUAAGACUAACUGCAUAUAUACGCAUUUUUUUCCUUUG
Messenger RNA from Nelumbo nucifera (sacred lotus), 2723 nucleotides. RefSeq lists its product as uncharacterized. Gene Ontology annotation, biological process: chromatin remodeling. NCBI's taxonomy places the organism in Eukaryota, Viridiplantae, Streptophyta, Magnoliopsida, Proteales, Nelumbonaceae. The record is from RefSeq and is a predicted model, not a curated record. Gene Ontology annotation, cellular component: Ino80 complex.